Molecule: messenger RNA, 3697 nt
Organism: Wasmannia auropunctata (little fire ant)
Lineage: Eukaryota; Metazoa; Arthropoda; Insecta; Hymenoptera; Formicidae
Exons: 7
Coding region: 815-3430 (871 amino acids)
Source: RefSeq, a predicted model, not a curated record
UCCGCGCAUAGUGUUAGGUUAGUGUCAACGUCAGGUGUUUACUGGUGCGUUGUUUACCGGACCUCGUGCAGCGAUAAUCUCUCCGUUUGCGCGGCUCGAUGGAGACCAUUAACACGCGUUACGCCGUCGGAGAGGCUUAGCUAAGACCGUGGUGCAGUCGUCGUAAUAAUCUCGUGGAACUACUCUCGUAAUCCGCGAAACUAUCGUGUUCGGGGAGAGAAAACUUUAGCGUGUACCAGACACCGGCGGAACUUUUACCGUGAGACUCUUAGAUUAUAGUUACUGCUUGGACGACGAAGAAAUGAUAAUGUUGGAAAGGGUGAUAACAAAGCUGGACAGAAGAGGCAAGGCCGAGCGAGAAUCUCCAGGAGACUUCUCCCGGAACUGAAGAGAUCAUCGGUAUGUUCUUUUUGAAGACAGUGCAUGCAUCCCGUUCGUCUCUUCUCUUGUUUUCUCCAACGUGAAGAAGAAAAAAAGGGGGGAAGAUGUAUCGUGUAAGAAAGUGCAUGCACCGUCUUCAAAGAGAACAUACCACAUGAAGCAGUGUUUAGACAUAAUAAAUAAUGAAAAUAUCAUUGCAAUACGAGGAUUGGAUAAGUGACCUUAUAUACGUGAUAUUUUCAUUAAAAUUAUAUUCAUUAUUUACGUUCUAAACACUGCUUUGUGAUUUCAGGAAGCUGGCAUAUUUAGAAAUGGUGUAAAGAGUAGAGACAUCCAUAGAGCAGAGAUAUUGGAAGAUACAGUCCGUAAAGCCCGGCUAACGGCAGAUGUACUGGGACUUCUCAAUAGAGACACUCACGAAUCCAAACGUAUAAUGAAGAUUCCAACACAUGAUAAAACUGCUAAACAAUCGUCAAGUAAAGGUUAUAUGAAAGACAAUUUGGAAUUGACGCCAUGUAUUCCAGAGCAAAGCCCUGUUUUAGGAAAGAGACAAGGUCAAAAUCAGAAGCCGUGUUUUGCUUGUAAAAAGAAAGGAGAGUUAAACAUCUUAGACGAGUUAGAUUUAAACGAAAUUAAAAAACAAAAUGUUAAUGACGAAUCAAGAUAUGUUCAAAAAGAGAACAUAUGUAAGCGAAGACUGUUCGAAAAUGAUAGAGAACAAUUGGGAAUUAUUACUCCACAAAUAUUUGAUAUUAUCGAUCUUACGAAAGAAAGUAAUGCUGUGGAAAGUAAUGGCAAAGAAACAGAGCUAAUACGUUCAAAUAACAAGGAUUCAUUGCGUGACCCAUUAAGUCGCUAUACAGAAUUUUGCAAAAUGAUUUCCGCCGAGAAUUUUGAUGUAGAUAUUCUACCAGAUUGUCCAGAUCCUGUUACAACAACAAUGAAAAGAUUAAGAAAUACAUACGCUGAAUCUUUUCGUCAACAACUUUCACGUAGAAAGAAUAAACGAGAAUUGGAAAAUGUGAAAUCUGCAUACUCUGUGGAACAUCAAGCUUGUACAUCUGCGGACAUUUCGCAGUUGUCACCUGUCGAAUUCGAAGUUCCUAAGUGUAACGAAAAUCGCACUACCGCAUCUCGCCUUCAAAUAAAAAUUCAAUUUCAGAAAAAUCCUGACUACGUUAGUCAUCUUUUAAAAAAUAAACGACUAGAUAAAGAUAAUUCUUCGAUUGACAUUCCUGGUUAUGAGAAUUCGCGACGUAUUGAUAAUUCGAAACACUUAGAAGCUUCGAUGUUAAAUAAUUCUGUGUUAGAGAGACAUUUUGCGAAAGAUUAUUCCCGUACGAAAUUGCAGAUCGCUGUUUCUGACAAUUAUACAACAAACGGUGUACCUCAAAAAAGUAGUAACGAAACAACAAAUAAGUGUAAUGUCAAGAAUGUUAAACGAAUACCUACCAUUCUACAUCGUGGCGACAUUAAUAAGUCUAAUCACUUUGAACGGAUAAACGACAAUUAUGCGAAUGGCUUAUAUAAGAAAUGUGAAACCAAUCUAUUUAGAGAUUAUAGAGAUCCAAGCAACGGCAUUGAAAAGCAAUUAUAUGAAAAUCCAUUUGAAAAUCGUCCUACACCUGCCACAGUGAACAUGAUGUUUGAGCAAACAAAAAUACUGGAGCCACAAAUUGACUCGGUGAAGAUAAAAGAUUCGCAAGAUUCUCUAGUUGAACAGUUUGAUAUAAACAUGUAUCCCAACAAACAUAGUGGAAGAAAUGAAUUUUACCAAUACGGUGGUGAUCCCCCGCGAUCUUUCGAAGCUUCGAAUAAUACAAAUGCGUACAUUGAAAAACUGCCUCAACAGAAACAAAUCUCAUCAGACGUGAGGAAAAGAAAUGUUUUUCAUUCAAAUAACUGUCAUCCGAUUAAUAAUUUUCAAGAUGUAAGUUUUUCUAAUUUCAAUGUAGAGCCAACAAAACAAUUUCCUCAACGAACUAAAUUACAUGUGUAUGAGGUCGACAAGCAAGAGCUCAGAAAAAAUAUCCGCGAUCAGAAUCAAAAUAUCCUUGUCAAUAAUGUUAACGAUAGAGCGAUGCCAACGCAAAUGUUAAACUUUCCCCAAAAUGUUCAAACCGAAGAAAGAUAUGCGGAAUUACGCCAGGAAAAUCAACUUAGUAGAAUAGACGUAGAGCGCACCAAGAAUCAAGUUAAUCAAAAUGCGUAUCAUUGCAACGAACAGCAUAUUUAUUCCGAUUCUACCAAUUGUCCACAUAAAUGUAAAGAACAAGCGAAUUAUUUUCGUAAAGAGACUGUUCAGCCUGAAAGUUUGCGCGACACGAGAGGCUACAAUAACAGCGUAGGGAAUUGCGUUAAUUUAUCUAGCACUGCGCGAAACGUACCGUUAUCACUGAUACAAAAGAAUAAUCUGUGCACGUAUCCGAAAGUGGGCGACGAUCGACAUCGCGCAGUGCUGCUGCAAAACGUCACUGCUCAAUCCGAUUCUACCAAUUGUCCACAUAAAUAUUAUAAAGAACAAGCGAAUUAUUUUCAUAAAGAAACUGUUCAGCCUGAAAGUUUGCGCGGCACGAGAGACUACGAUAACAGCGUAGGGAAUUGCGUUAAUUUACCUAGCACUACGCGAAAAGUACCGUUAUCACUGAUACAAAACAAUAAUCUGUGUACGUAUCCGAAAGCGGUCGACGAUCGACAUCGCGUAGUGCUGCUGCAAAACGUCACUACUCAACCUGUAAAAUAUUUAGCUGUGGAAAACAGCUGUAAUUCGAAUCACGUCCAAAGAAUUCCCGUGCAUAUAAGUGACAGAGGUGUUAGGAUUGCGGAAAAUGUCCCGUUAAAGGUAACAACUGUAAUGGAUUCGAGUACCCAAACGUUUCCGCAAGAAAUUGCGACCGUAGUACCGUUGCAAACAAAUAGUUUGCACAUUGACGAUUAUGCAACACGUAGGACAAGUGAUCAAUCUUUCGCGAAGCGUUUAGAUUCUGUGACUACGGUACUGUUUAAUCCGGAUUCACAAUCUAAUAUUUGGUACGCUUCGAAUUUGUGAAUGUGUGGACACAAAUUACACCGCAGUACACGCAUACUUGAUCGUAGCGUCACAGCACAUCGAUCAUAUUUCUUGCGGGAAGUAUUAUAGUUGCGAGAGAGAUGCCAUGUGCCUUCUCUUGCCAUACAUAUAAACAUUUGUUAUUAAGAUGAGAGUUAUAAGUCUGCCCCCAGAAAGGCGAAGUUGUAUCUACUUUAUAUAGGCUAUAUAUUUUGUGGAGAGAAGGGAACCUCCUGGAAAGAAGUAAUAUAUUUUUAUAAUGCCUUA